Messenger RNA from Rhodamnia argentea, 738 nucleotides. RefSeq names its product expansin-A23-like. Gene Ontology annotation, cellular component: extracellular region. The transcript has 2 exons. The record is from RefSeq and is a predicted model, not a curated record. Lineage: Eukaryota; Viridiplantae; Streptophyta; Magnoliopsida; Myrtales; Myrtaceae. Gene Ontology annotation, biological process: plant-type cell wall organization. Bases 1 to 738 code for a protein of 245 amino acids.
AUGGCUGUAUACGAGAUCUUUCUCAUGUUGGCUAUGGCCAUGGUAGUUUCUGCUAUAGACGGUACUUGGUACGAUGCGCGAGCAACCUUUUACGGCGACAUGAGUGGUGGAGAAACCAUGCAGGGAGCUUGUGGAUAUGGUGAUCUUUUCAAACAAGGAUAUGGACUAGCAACGGCGGCGCUAAGCACGGCCCUUUUCAACGAUGGACUUAGUUGCGGCGCCUGUUUUGAGAUCUACUGCAACAAUGACCCGCAAUGGUGCAUUCCGAAGGCUGGCUCGAUCUUAAUCACCGCGACAAACUUUUGCCCUCCGAACUACGCUUACCGGGGCUCCUGGUGCAAUCCUCCGCAAAAGCAUUUCGACCUUUCUAUGCCAAUGUUCACGAAGAUCGCGUACUAUAAGGCCGGUGUCGUUCCCGUCCGCUAUCGCCGUGUCUUGUGUUCCAAGCAAGGAGGAGUGAAGUUCGAGAUUAAGGGAAACCCGUACUGGACACUCGUGUUAAUUUUUAACGUAGCCGGUGCCGGAGACGUGAACGCCGUGAAGAUCAAGGGCUCAAACACCCAAUGGAUUGCUAUGACUCGUAAUCGGGGGCAAAAUUGGCGGACCAAUCUUGUUCUGACAGGGCAAAACUUGUCAUUUCAAGUCAUCGUGAGCGACGGGACGAUGGUAGAAUUUGAUAAUGCGGCGCCUGCUGGGUGGCAAUUUGGGCAAACAUAUGAUGGGGGAAAGAACUUCUAG